CAGAGGGCGGGACAACUUGAUAGACAAGGGGCUCAGCUCUUUAAGAGAAGCACAGAUCCCAGCAACAUGAUCCUAAUAUCAAACCGACAAUGAUGGAUUAUCACUUCAGAGGCACCUUGUGGGCGAUACUCGUCCUCUUCAAACUGCCUCACCUCACCUGCAACAUGCGCUGCCCUGACAGCUGCCUGUGUAAUUCUAACGGUAAUGUUGAUUGUGUCGGCGACAACAUCACAGAUAUACCAAAGCAGCUGCCUCUCCAAACAUACCGACUGCAGCUUAAUGAAACAAACAUGCACAUCCUAAAUGAGCAGAGCUUGGCAAACCGGACGCUCCUGUUGCGUUUCCUUCUCACUCACAGCCAACUCCACACUAUCCAUCCCAGAGCCUUCCAUGUUGCUCCACAGCUCAAGUCUGUCAAGUUGUCGUGCAAUAAUCUCUCCGCCCUCAGUGCUCAAGUCUUCAGUCCACUGACCACGCUGCAGCAGCUGAGUUUAGAUGGGAACCAGUUGAAGACCAUAGCUCCGGAUAUGUUUGAAGGACUUGUAUGGUUGCAGCAACUGGACCUGAGCAGUAACAGCCUGAGCAGUCUUGCUUCAGAUGUUUUCGAUGGACUGACCAACCUCACCUUCCUGCACCUUGGCAUGAACUCCAUAAAGAAGUUUCCACCAACCAUCUUUCACGGCUUGACUAAUCUUCGCCAGCUCAUUAUCUAUUAUAACAAGCUAGAGGUGCUAGAUGCUGGGAUGUUUGAUGACCUUGUCAACCUUGUGGAGCUAAAAAUCCAUUUUAACAAGAUAACCAGCCUCCCACCUCAAGUGUUCUGGUCACUGAGGAACCUGGAGCAGCUGACACUGUCCUCCAACCAACUUCAGGCGAUCCCGGAAAAGAGCUUCUACAACAUGCCCAAGCUGAGCACUCUUACCAUUUCCAACAAUCCUCUAUUAUCUCUACCAGACCAGCUAAUGGGACACAUGCCUGACAUAAUUGAAUUGUAUCUGUAUUACACCAACCUCACGGCAGUUCCUGGAAACUUGUUUGCCAACAUGUCUGGACUCCAGAGGAUUAACCUCCAUUUUAAUAACAAGCUGAGGGAGUUGCCCUCAGACCUCUUCUGCUGCGUUCCCAAGCUUAUGAAGCUCUCGUUGAAAUCCAACAACCUCCAUUAUCUACAUCCUCAGCUGUUCUCCAGUCUUACCACACUGGGCAUCCUGCUUCUUAAUGACAAUGAGCUGCAGAACCUGCCAGAUAACAUUUUCCUGGGCCUUGAACAUGUUUUGGCAAUUAAUUUAAUGAAUAACCACCUCAAGACUCUUCCAGGAAAUAUUUUCUUGUCAAACACAGUUUUGGGGGCUCUUACUCUGAGUGGCAACCCCUGGAAUUGUGUUUGUAGUAUCAGAGGUAUUGCCAAAUGGAUAAGAGAUAAUGAGCGUGUGGUUCGUGACAGAGAUCGUGUGAUCUGUGAUAGUCCAGUGAACCGACUGCACCAAACCGUUGGCUCCCUGAGUGAUGAGCUUUUCAACGUUUGCGAUGCUACAAGAAUCAGGUCGAGAUAUUUUUCGACACAAGAACCAACGACACAUAUCAUGUCAACCAGCAGACAAACUUCAGCUUUAGCUUCAACAACCACACCCCCCACAACAAUAUCGACCACCAUUCAACUAGCUCCCCAACAAGUCACCAUCCAAACAACCACUCCAACUACGAAACCCUCUGCCUUACAUACAACGAGCCCACCAACGACUCUCCAAUCUCCCACCACCACUCUGCCUGGCGAGGAGUUUCUUCUCAUCACCGAGAGUCCCUCGUUUUAUUCCAAGUCACUUACUUUCUAUGACACAAUGGUGGUUGAACAGGGGCCCGAGUUUGUUCACCACAACGUUCACAAGGGCUGGGUAUACGUGUGGUUUCUCCCCUCAGAUGCAGCCUUGACCGGGUUCCUCAUGUUCUGUUACACCCUUCUUGUGGCCGCAGGCUUCUUCCUCAUUCUUGCUGCCAUGUUUUACAUGUAUCGCCUCAACAAGACCAUGGAUGAGCUGAAGGCUGAGUUUGAACGGCCUCCAGGAAUGGACCUGACCCUGACACUUCCUGUGCUCCUACUUCUCUGUUCUAUCAACGCUGUUGUUUGGGCAUGUCCGGAUGGAUGCAAAUGUCAAGGAACCAGAAUCCUUUGCAGUGGCCUCUCAGACUUCCCCACAGAUGUGCCCUCAUCUACCACAGCCCUCUACUUCUCCAAUUGCAGUAUCUAUUUCUUGAAACCAGAGGACUUAAAUGAUCUUUCAAAUACCCUUAGCGUCCUUGUGAUUAAAGACACCGUUUUGAGGGAAGUGCGCACCGGCACAUUUAAUUCCACUCCGAACAUAAAUGCAAUUGGGUUUACGACCACCGAACUGCAAGAUCUACCUGAGGCUGUGUUCCAAAAUCUACAGAAGCUUGAGACUCUGAAUCUGAAGGACAACAAGCUCCUCGUACUCCGCCCUGACUGGUUUUCCCCAUUGGCAAAGCUGAAAAACCUUGACCUCAGUAAGAACCUUUUCAUUUCCGUACCUCAGGAAACUUUUCACCCUCUUACUGAGCUGCAAUACCUUCUUCUUUCGGGAAACAAUAUCGGUCAACUACCGAAAGAGACAUUUAUGGGGCUUUCUAAGCUGAAAACCUUACGGAUUAAUAAAAACUUGCUGCAGGAACUACCCCUUGGCAGUUUGGAUGACCUUGGCAACCUGGAGGAACUAUCCAUACAUGACAAUCUUAUCACCCAUCUCCACCAUGAUCUGUUCUCCAACACUUUGAAACUCAAGAAGCUGUUCCUCUCCCACAACAGGCUCACAACUCUCCCACAAGGGAUCUUCUUAAACCUGCCCCUUCUUUCCCAGAUCUCCCUGUAUGAAAACCAACUGGAGAGUCUGGGACCAGGAGUGUUUGGGCCCAUGGCCCUGCAAGAGUUGUGGCUGUAUGACAACAAGCUGAGCCGUGUAGAGGAUGACACAUUCAGGAACCUGACUCAGUUGCGUCUCCUGGUGCUCAGUCGCAAUCAGAUCAGCUCUGUAUCCACCGGGGCCUUUGGAGGAUUGGAGAAGCUGGGAGAGAUAUCACUUCACACCAAUCUGCUAACAACCCUGCAACCUGGGGUUUUCCAAGGGUUGCCACAUCUGGUCAACAUUUCCUUAGAGCACAACACCAUCAGCUCCCUACCGUCGGGUUUUCUACAAGGCCUGAGCAACCUGGGACAGAUAGACCUGCAAAAUAACUCCCUUCCCAACCUGCCACAGGAGAGUCUAGAUGCCCUCACUGUCGCAAAGGAAGUUCUUUUGCAGCAGAACCCCUGGAGGUGUGACAGGGAUAUUCUGCCACUACAAAAAUGGCUGACACAACACCCAUCCAAGACCAACCAAACACUUGUAGUCUGUGAAACACCUUCCAGUCUGAACGGUGAGAUAAUUGCUCUGCUAGCAGAUGAGAACUUCCUGCCUCUCAGCUCUACUGAGGAGCCUGUGUUGACCUCGACAGAGAGGAGGAGGAAACCCCACACUCCUACUAGACAAAGCACUUCUUCACCUGCGGUCAAGACUACCCCCACAUCAGAGCACGAGCAGGUCACCAGUGGAGGCCAAGGAGAGACGGGAGCAGCUUCUAAUGAUUCUUCGAUCAUCCUCAUCGCCAUUGCUGUAAUAUCCACUGUCAUCAUCAGCACUGUCAUCAUCAGCUGUGUGUGCUGGAGGAGGAAUAAGAGAGGCAGGGGAAAUAUAGGCCGCAGUAAUAAGAACUCUGUGCUGUAGCUUAGACCACCCAAUGUUAGCAACCCAAGAACGUUUUAAGCCAAGGAAAAGUACUCACUGAUUACUGUGAUUUACUUGGAAAGUGUGAAGCCCAGAGUUGAUUUUAGAGUCUCAAAGGCAACAGAAAGAACCACUUCAGCUCCAAUCAGAUGUACCAGCUAGAACAAACAAGUCAACUUUUGAAUUCAUUAGCUUUCACUUUUAAUGAUCAAAUGUACCAGCCAGCAUUCCUCUUCAUGUGUGCUGUAAAAAGAGAACUGACAUUGCAUGUAGUAAUGGUGAGAACACCCAUGGUGCCAUCUUGUGGGCAACCUGACCAUUUUGGUGAAUGUAAACUCAUAUGCACUGAAAAAGUGCACUUCUUAUAGUAUAAUUAAGACUGUAUGCAGUAUUAAUAUUCCAUUUUUCAGAAUUAGUAAUUGCAGUUUGACAAUGGGUUUUUGUUUUAACGACAAUACUUAAAGGAGAAAGUUUUACUUUUAUGCAAAAUGGUUAUCCAUUAAAAAUCCAAACAUGUAA
This is a messenger RNA of Cyclopterus lumpus (lumpfish), 4292 nucleotides long. Its product is annotated as slit homolog 1 protein. The transcript has 3 exons. The record is from RefSeq and is a predicted model, not a curated record. Gene Ontology annotation, cellular component: extracellular matrix. The coding region runs from base 90 to 3773 and encodes 1227 amino acids. Gene Ontology annotation, molecular function: protein binding. Lineage: Eukaryota; Metazoa; Chordata; Actinopteri; Perciformes; Cyclopteridae.